ACUCUCUUAUGACCAAACACUGUCACCCUUGUCAGUGGCGUCAUCAUCAUCAUCUGUCCCAACCUUUUUUUUUUUGUCUUUCCUGUAUAAAUAUCUCACUAAAUCGUAUAUACAGUUUGAUUUUACUCCUUGCUGUAAUUUUGAAAGAGGUUUUGUUUUUUUUUUUCUGGGUUUUGUCUGUAUUCUUGUUUGGUUAAUUGCACACCACUUCCCCUUCCCUUUCUCUCUCCUCCGUUCUGUUCUUUUCCUCAUCUGUUUGGUCGGCUUCUCUGCAAUUGUUUUCAGUACAGAUACCAAGGAAGAAGAAAUAGAGAGAAGAGGAAAGAAAAUAAGAGAUUCUUAGACAUGGGUUAGGCUGGAAAUUUCGUGAUUUCAUCUUCCUCUUGACCGAUUUUGUCGUUGUGUCGUCUCUCUUCUUGAGCUUUUUUUUUUUGGGUCUAAUAGAUUCUCUUUUUUUUUUUGGUGGGUGUUCGAGUUGGCGAAGGUGUUAGGGUUAGGGUUUUUGAGUGUGGUCGGGUCGGAGCGGAGGCAGUAUGUGGGAGUCGAAGCCAUUGGAUUGAAAAGAGUGACUCUGGAUUCUCCGGCGGGCAACGACCACCGCCGCCGCCGCCGCCGGGACCAUACAGAUGACGACGACGACGGUGAGCCCCAAUAUGAUCCAUCAAUGGUGGACGGCGACUCCUCCGCCGCCAUCCUCAACAACCACCGGCCUCUACCACCGUCGACGGUCUACGGGGAGGAAGGACCGUCACAGCAAGGUUUGUACGGCCAAGGGACCACGUGACCGUCGCGUGAGGCUGUCGGCGCACACCGCGAUUCAGUUCUACGAUGUUCAGGACAGGCUUGGCUUCGACCGACCCAGCAAGGCCGUCGAUUGGCUCAUCAAGAAGGCUAAGACCUCCAUUGACGAGCUCGCCGAGCUUCCGCCAUGGAACCCGGCCGAGACCCUUCGCAACGCCAAGCCCAGAAGAGCCGCCAAAGCCAAAGCUUCCCCGCCUCCGCAGCCACCGCCGCCGCCUUCAUUGACGCAUGAGGGUCAGUUCGGUGCUCCGGUGGUAGGUUUUGCCGGAGAAGAUAACGGGUUGGGAUUUCUUCCGGCGUCGCUGGACUCGGAUUCGAUAGCCGACACUAUCAAGUCGUUUUUCCCGGUGGGCGGCGGCGGCGCGUGUGCUUCGACGGAGGCUCUGAAAACUAUAUCUUUUUGCCAGAGCCAAGAUCUUCGGCUCUCGCUUCAAUCCUUCCAAGAUCCUCCGCCGUUGCUCCUCCACCAUAAUCACCGCACCCACCAGACGGAGCCACUUCUCUUCGCCGGACAAAACCACCCACUAGGAUUCGACGCAUCGACUUCUCCGUGGGAGCAGUCACACCACCAACACAGCCACCACCAAUCUUCGGAAAUCGGAAGGUUGCAGAGACUGGUGGCUUGGAACAGCGGCGGAGUAUCAGACACCGGCGGAGGAGGAGGAGGAGGAGAGUUUGUCUUUGCUUCUCCGCCGGCGACGACACCGUUUCAGCCAGUGUCAGUGUGCAGCCAUAGCCAGCUGUUUUCUUCUCAGAGGGGUCCCCUUCAGUCCAUUAACACGCCCAUGAUCCGUGCUUGGCUUGAUCCUCAUCAUCACCACAUCGAUGAUCUCCACUACCAUAUUCCUCACCAGCCGGCGAUUCCUGGAAUCGGAUUCGGUUCCCAAACAGGUGAAUUCUCCGGUUUUCGAAUUCCAGCACGGAUUCAGGGCCAAGAAGAGGAGCACGACAGUAUCACCAACAAGCCGUCCUCUGCUUCCUCUGUUUCUCGCCAUUGACAAGAUCCAAAAACUUUGCAAAAAAAAAAAAAAAAGCCCCGCCGGUCUUAAAACGGUUUCUUCUACUUCCAGGACAGCCGUUCUGAAUCUGCUAAGAUUUGCGUGGGAGGGAUCGAUUUGCAUUUGUUUUGGAUUUAAUGGCCUUUUAACCAAGGAAAGGAGGAGGAAGAAGAAGAAGAAGCAAUCUGAUCUGCAAUUUCAGGUUCUUCUUUCGGAAUCCUGUCCUUGGAAUUCAUAUCGUCUUGUACCUGUACAACCUCUGUUUUCUUGUAAUGUCUAGCCACGGCCAAAUUCACAUGUUGUUUAUCAUUUCUGAAGCUGUGUUGUAUCAUCAUCGUCCUGUUUGCCACAUUGCCUGACAUUUUGGAAAUUCGACUGUUCCCCUGUGUUCUGUUUGUGUUCAA
Tarenaya hassleriana is the source of this 2203-nucleotide messenger RNA. Its product is annotated as transcription factor TCP4. Gene Ontology annotation, cellular component: nucleus. The transcript is spliced from 2 exons. Gene Ontology annotation, biological process: regulation of secondary shoot formation. Gene Ontology annotation, molecular function: DNA-binding transcription factor activity; sequence-specific DNA binding. The record is from RefSeq and is a predicted model, not a curated record. Lineage: Eukaryota; Viridiplantae; Streptophyta; Magnoliopsida; Brassicales; Cleomaceae. The coding region runs from base 627 to 1799 and encodes 390 amino acids.